AUGGCCACCGUACUUGUGUUUUUUGCACUGAAAAAUAGAAAAGUUUUACUGUCCGUCAAAAGUGAGCAACACCAGCUCCCACCCGGGCCUCCCACGCUGCCCUUCAUCGGCAACAUUCACCAGAUGAUGUGGAACAAGCCGGCCGUAUUCCAGUGGAUCCAUCGCCUGCUCCAGGAGAUGGACACAGACAUCAUGUGCCUCCGUCUCGGAGCCAUUCAUGUCGUCGCCGUGACAUGCCCGGAGAUAGCAUGCGAGGUGCUGCGGAAGAAGGAUGAGGUGCUGGCCUCCCGUCCGGCAACCUUUGCAUCGGGUUCGUUCAGCUUCGGGUACAAGGGCACCAUCGUGACACCACAUGGAGUGCAGUGGAAGAAGAUGAGGCGCGUCCUCACCUCGGAGAUCCUCACCGCGUCCAUGGAGCAGAAACUCCAUCAUCUCCGGCAGGAGGAGUGUGACCACCUCGUGACGUACAUCAACAACACCUGCAUGUCAUGUCCAAACAGCCUAGUCGACGUGCGACAUGUUGCCCAACAUUUCUGUGGUAACAUGAUAAGAAGGCUCGUGUUGGGUAAGAGAUACUUUGGCAGCGAGCUGCCGGGUUCGUCAGCUAGCGGACCCGGACAUGAUGAGAUGGCACAUGUCGCCGCUCUCUUCACGCUCCUCAACUAUCUCUACAACUUCUGCGUGUCCGACUACUUCCCAGCUCUCGUAGGGCUUGAUUUGGAGGGCCAUGAGAAGGUUUCCAAUGAUGUCAUGGGAAUACUCAACCGGUUUCAUGACCCCAUCAUUGAGAAGAGGAUCAUCGAAAGGUCGAAUCUUCGGAAUGGUGGUGAAAGCAAAGAGGCCAGAGACUUUCUGGACGUGCUGGUUUAUCUAGAUGAUGCAGAUGGCCAACCAUUGUUGUCCGUGGAUGAUAUCCGGGCACAGAUAGUGGAAAUGAUGUAUGCAACAAUCGACAACCCAUCAAAUGCUGUCGAGUGGGCGCUCGCUGAGAUGGUGAACAAGCCAGAGGUGAUGAAAAAAGCAACUGAUGAAAUCAACGCCGUUGUCGGUAAAGAUAAACUAGUCCAGGAGUCUGACAUUCCACGACUAAACUAUCUCAAGUCAUGCAUCCGAGAGGCUUUCCGCAUACACCCAUACCAUGCUUUUAACCCACCCCAUGUCGCCAUGGUAGACACCACUAUCGCUGGCUACACCAUCCCUAAGGAUAGCCAUGUCAUUUUAAGCCAGAUGGGACUUGGUCGGAACCCCAAGAUCUGGAACGAACCACUUGAUUUUCAGCCCGAGAGGCAUUUGAAUACCGCAAAUGUGCUCCUCAGUGAACCAGGACUGCGUUUUAUUUCAUUUAGUAGUGGGAGGAGGGGUUGUCCCGGAAUUUCACUUGGUACCUCAGUCACAGUGAUGUUGUUUGCGAGGAUGUUGCAGGGAUUCACCUGGACGAAGCCCCCUGGAGUUGACAGAAUCAGUCUCCAAGAAAGCAAUACCGGCGCCCUUGCCUUAGCUGAACCCCUGAUUCUGCAAGCUAAACCACGGCUGGCCGCACAUCUCUAUGAGAAAAUUUAA
This is a messenger RNA of Triticum dicoccoides, 1560 nucleotides long. RefSeq names its product tyrosine N-monooxygenase-like. Bases 1 to 1560 code for a protein of 519 amino acids. The transcript is spliced from 2 exons. Lineage: Eukaryota; Viridiplantae; Streptophyta; Magnoliopsida; Poales; Poaceae. The record is from RefSeq and is a predicted model, not a curated record. Gene Ontology annotation, molecular function: heme binding; oxidoreductase activity, acting on paired donors, with incorporation or reduction of molecular oxygen; monooxygenase activity.